Hyaloperonospora brassicae is the source of this 3129-nucleotide messenger RNA. The record is from the annotation of a GenBank genome assembly. Lineage: Eukaryota; Oomycota; Peronosporomycetes; Peronosporales; Peronosporaceae.
AUGUCGUCCCCGUCCGCCGCUGUCGCACCCACUGCCGCCGAGCAGCGCGUGGCCUUCCAGUCGACGGCCGUCGUCACGGGCUUUGACGGCAAAGUCGAGUGCGUGACGCACUACUCGUCGCGCGUUGUCCUGGGCGCGCAGGACGGCCGCCUCGUCAUGUACGACACGCGCAAAGGCACGUCCACGGCCACGGCCUCGCACGCGUUCGCGCACGGGAAGCGCGUGGAGCAGCUGCUGGCGGUGCCGCACAUCCGGAUGCUCAUUGCCGUCUCGAACGGACAGCUGUCGGCCCACGGCGCGACGGACCUCAAGCCGCUCGACGUCGACUUUGCCAAAGCCAAUGCCCACCACGUCCGGUUGGUGUGUGUGAAUCAGCGUGGCCCACCUCACUUUCGGCUCGGCGUGGCCUUACUCAAGCGCAAAGCCAUUGCGAUUUACCAGUACUCGAGCGCGGACAAAAAGUAUUCGUUUUUGCGGGACUUUAGUACUCAAGAGGUCCCGGAAGCCAUGAGCUGGUACCGCAACAAAGUGGUGGUCGGGUUUCGGAAAAGUUAUUGUUUAUUGAAUGACAAGUCGGGGGAAGUGACGCCCGUGAAUGUACCAGGGAUUCAAGACGCAACGGUGUUCCCCGUGGUCAAGUUGUUGCCGAAAGAGGAGAUUCUCGUCACGGUCAUGGAUCGAGUUGGAGUGUUUGUGGGCUUUACGGGCGACACAGUGCCCAAGAACUCCAUCACGUGGUCGCAGAGUCCGCAGCAAGUGGAAUUCUCGUCGCUCUACUUGCUCGCUCUGGUGCCACGAGUGGGGGUCGAGAUCCAUCGUGCGAGUGACGGCGUCUUGGUGCAAACGAUGCCAAUCGCGCGCGCAGUGUGCAUGUUUGCGAACGGCAUGAAGUGGGACAUGGAGCCGAGACCGAGUGGCGAUAGCGAAGAUGUCGUGAUGGUCGGCGUGAGGGACUCCAACGGCACGUCGAGUGUCAUGAAGGUCGAGCCCAUGCCGCUGGAUCAACAGGUUGGCGAGCUGUUGGAUCGUGGACAGAUUGACGAGGCCCAAAACUUUGUGCGUAUGUCCAUUGCGUCGUUAUCAAGUGAAAAGCAGCGCAGCAAGAUUAAACGUUUCCAGCGUCAGGCUGCAGUGGCGCUGCUGCGGCGGUUGGAGUUUGACACUGCGGUUGACUACAUGUACCGUGCUGCUAUCGAGCCGUGUGAGUUCAUCGCGUUUUUUCCUGAUCUCCAGUGCGCAUCCUUUGCCUACGAACCUUCCGUUUUCAAGCCCGAGGUGCUUCCCCGCGGCAGCAGCUCGGCACCGGAUAUCACAUCAGUUGUUCAAGAACUGCUUUCAUCGCCGCGCGCGCCUUUGGAUAGCGACAUUGCCAAAAGUGACGCUGCGGAUCUCGUGAAUGCCGCGCAGAAAGCUCUUCUCAAGUUUUUGAACCAAUACAAGAAACACCAGCGAGACAAGGCCCGGGCUCGUGCAACUCCUGCGUCAUCUUCGAGAGGCGGCUCUGCUUCGAGUGGAGGCAGUCCUAAAGACGCACGUCGUGUAGAAGCGAUUGAUACUGCACUUUUUCGCCUAUACGUUCAUUUCAAGAGGUACAAGGAACUGCUUCUUCUCAUCCAGGAGCCCAAUCCAGACGUGGAAGGUCCGCCGGGAUCUCCUGGAGGUUGUGCUCUCGAACUCGAAGCAUGUCAAGCGCUGUUGGUGAAGCACAAUCUAUACUAUGAGGCUGGCCAGCUGCUGUACGCUCACCAGAAGUAUGACGAGGCUCUGGAGAUAUUCGCUCUCUUGCAUCAUGGCGAGUACAAGCAGCGGAGUGGUUCAAGUGGCACGCCAAAGUCCCCAAUCGAGGCGGCGAUCGAUGUUUUGGUGGCAGUACCUGAUUCGGAAAGCGAGUUCAUCUUCAAGCAGUCGAUCUGGAUCAUCAAGGCAACGUCUGCUAAACACGCUUUGCGUAUUUUCACGGAUCGUCGGCCACCGCUGCCUUCGAACGACGUGGUAGCACAUUUGCGAGAGCAUUCAGAUGACCCCGGUAUUGUCCAAAGGUAUCUCGAAACCCUUGUCAAGGCUACUGGUGAAACUGGCGCAAUUGUGGCAGGAGCGACAGCUGCUGCGGGUGACAGCGGAAGCGGAAACGGUGGAAAGGGUAGUAAUCGAGGCUUUUCUGCCGUUGUGGAUCCAAGCAGUGCAGAGCUGGGUGUGAAUGACAGUUACAGUAACUUUCUAGCUGGUGAUAACGAUGACGACGACGAGCCCGCUCGUGUGCCAAGUGGUGGCGUGGUAUCAAUUGCUGUCGAUCCGCACCACACUCGCUUGGCACUGGAAUAUCUUGAUGAGACCCUUCGGCUUGUAGCAAAAGGCGAGGUGCCAUCAAAAUCCCAGCCAGGCAAAGAGUCUGGCGCGUUAGGUGACACGCGCAAGAGACUGCUGAAGUUUCUCAAGUCUGGCUCUUCACGCUAUGACGUCGCUCCGCUUGUGGAGAAAAUAAGGGGCAAGCCGUUAUACAACGAGUUCGUGAUUCUUUGUGGCCGAGGCGCGCUGCACGAAGAAGCCAUCACGUCGCUGGUGUACGAGCUGAACGAUUUGCGCGGUGCCGAGAGCUACUCUGUCAAGUACGGAGCGCGUGCGCCGUCGGCUGGAUCGGCCGCACUGGCGAAGCAGAAGAUUGGAGCUGCCAUGGAGCGCAACGAAGCUUUGAUGAAGUUGCUCAAGAUCUGCUUUGCUCCUCGUGACGAGUCAAAAAAGGCAGCAUUUCAUGACUUUGGCUUCCAACUGCUUGCUCGCCACGGUAAAAGCCUGGACAGUGCCGCGGUGCUGGAGAUGGUACCACCGAGCACGCCGUUGUCAAAACUGGGUGAAUUCUUUGCACAGGCGUUGCCACACAGUGCACACAACGUGCGUGAGGUGAGCAUUGCCAAGUCGUUGUCAAACGUCUACAACUUGCAGAUCCAAUGCGACCGCGUAGAGCGUCUCACUCAGAGCGUACAGGUGGAUCCGAACACGCUCUGCCCUGUGUGCCGCAAGCGUAUCGGUGACAUCGUGUUCGCCGUUUAUCCAAAUAACAAGGUCGUGCAUUACAAUUGCACCAACAGCAAUCUCCAGCUUUGCCCCGUCACGGGCGAACACUUCACCUGA